AUGGAAACGAGUACUCUCACCUUGGAUUCACCUGCUUUACUGAGCACACAAGGCGUACAGGAAUAUUUGUGCAAACAUGGAGUUACUGAGGCCAAUCUUCAAUCUAUCAGGACUCAUCAGAUCGACGGAGUGGCUUUUUGUCUUUUAUCUGACAAAGAUCUCCUCGAAAUAGGCAUCACAUGUGUGGGACAAAGAAAACGAAUCCUGUUUGCAUCCGCUCAGUAUCGCAGUUUUGUGAUGAAUAACUUCAAUGGCCACUUGUUCGGUGUUCGAAAUUUAAAAAACUCGGAAAUGUUCGAUAACGAAUCUGGCAAGACCCAGGUUUUCGAUUUUUGCUAUUCUAAGCACAAUGGAUGUGCUUCUCGAGGUGAUUCUCCGGGUUUUUGGAGUGAGGUACAUCACGAUUCGGCAGAGCAUGUUGUUGAGACAAACCCGAAACCGUGGAAGGUCUUAGUUAGUGCCUUAUACUUAUUUCUCGUCGCUGGUAUCACGUCGUUUGUCAUGGUCAUCGCCCAUGAACGGCUACCUGAUAUUUCCAAGUAUCCUCCUCUGCCAGAUUUGCUUUUGGAUAACAUUCCCUACAUCGAUUGGGCCUUUGAAGCAGCGGAAUGGGUUGGCGUUGUUCUAGGUCUUGUGUGGGCCGUAAUCCUUAUAUUCCACCGUUAUCGUUGCAUCUUGUUACGACGAUUUUUCGCGAUUUCUGGCACUGUUUUCCUUCUACGGUGCGUCACCAUGAUUAGCACUUCACUGAGUGUUCCCGGUGAACAUUUAGCUGAACAAUGCACUCCAAAAGCUUUCAUAAAUAACACAGUCCGGUUCCAUCGAUUUUUGGAGAUUUGGCUAGGAAUGGGAAUGUCUAUACGUGGAAUCCAAACCUGUGGUGACUACAUGUUCAGCGGACAUACGACUAUGCUCACUCUUCUGAACUUCUUCAUUACGGAAUAUUCGCCUCGGAAUAUUCAAGUAAUUCAUACCUUCUCAUGGGUUCUCAACCUGUUUGGAGUUUUCUUCAUACUCGCUAGUCAUGAGCACUACUCGAUCGACGUAUUUGUUGCAAUAUACGUUUCAUCUCGUCUAUUUCUGUACUAUCAUUGUCUAGCUAAUAACCGGAUUUUGCAUCAGGAAGAUAAGAAUCGAGCAAUGAUCUGGUUUCCUUUAUUCACGUUUUUCGAAUAUGAUGUGUGCGGGAUUGUACCGAACGAGUAUGAAAUUCCAUUUCGUUCUUUCUGGCUUAAACCGCAUUCAUUCUCGCCUCGAUACAACCAUAAAACUCGUUCUUCGCACGAGGAUGUUGAUCCUGGAGCAGACGCGAUGGAAUUGCCCCAUAACCAUCUAAAAGCGCAAUGA
This is a messenger RNA of Echinostoma caproni, 1347 nucleotides long. Lineage: Eukaryota; Metazoa; Platyhelminthes; Trematoda; Plagiorchiida; Echinostomatidae. The record is from the annotation of a GenBank genome assembly.